CUUCUCCCUUGAUUCACUGCACGAGCACCGCCCUUAAAGACACCCUUUGGUCGCCAUCACCCUCUCGCGUUUACCAUCUACCUUGCCAUUGUCCAUUGUCACACCACACAGAGUGCACCUGCUCCGGCUACAUUUCGUCGUAACGACUCCACCGCCGCUUCAACCCCACAUAACGAACCAGACACCGUUACUGCUUGGAACACAGCAUCCUCGGCCCGGCUCGAUUUACACAUCAUCUAUAACCACACGCAUUAGGCACCCGACAUCGUAUACUAUACUCCAUCUCCUUUGAAAUUUGGACAAGAUGGCUCGUAUCCAGAUCCCGAUUGACGUCCUGACGUCGCGUUUCAACAUCUCGGAACGCCUCGCAGGUUUCCGCAACACCUCGCUGUCCAGCCGCUUUGCCAAUAUGCGGCCCAUCAGCGAGUUCUUCGACUUCAAGCGCAUUUCCAAGCCCGAGAACUUCGGCGAGGUCCAGUCGCGCGUCAACUACAACCUCGGCACCUUCUCCAGCAACUACGCCCUGGUUUUCGUGCUCCUCAGCAUCUACGCCCUCAUCACCAAUACUGUGCUCUUGCUGGAUGUGGUGCUCUUCGUCUGCGGCCUCUGGCUUCUCGGCCGCCUCAAUGGCCAGGAUCUCGUCAUUGGCACCUUCCAGGCGACCUCGUCCCAGCUUUACACUGGUCUGAUGGUCACCUGUGGUCUGCUCUUUCUCAUUGCAUCGCCCUUCUCCACUCUUCUGUGGCUGAUUGGCGCCAGCGGCGUUGUCAUCUUUGGCCACGCUGCUUUCAUGGACAAGCCGAUCGAUGAGGCUUUUUCAGGGGAGGCGGUCUAGGUGGUCGGCCGCGAGCUCCCAAAGCAGCGCCCCAAUGGGGAAGACCAUCAAGGCGCGGGAAUAACACGUGGGGAGCGCCGCAAGA
Messenger RNA from Microdochium trichocladiopsis, 920 nucleotides. RefSeq names its product prenylated rab acceptor 1. The transcript has a single exon. NCBI's taxonomy places the organism in Eukaryota, Fungi, Ascomycota, Sordariomycetes, Xylariales, Microdochiaceae. Bases 305 to 835 code for a protein of 176 amino acids. Gene Ontology annotation, cellular component: Golgi apparatus. The record is from RefSeq and is a predicted model, not a curated record.